Messenger RNA from Alternaria arborescens, 120 nucleotides. RefSeq lists its product as hypothetical. Lineage: Eukaryota; Fungi; Ascomycota; Dothideomycetes; Pleosporales; Pleosporaceae. Bases 1 to 120 code for a protein of 39 amino acids. The transcript has a single exon. The record is from RefSeq and is a predicted model, not a curated record.
AUGGGGGCCAAGGUACAGCGCGAACCGGAAAGCGGAAAGCCCGUCGCCGUCAUGACCGGCCGAACGAAGCAAGGCAGGAGAAGCCAGCAGUUCAGGAUUGAUUCUCAGGAAGACAUGUAG